This is a messenger RNA of Biomphalaria glabrata, 4504 nucleotides long. RefSeq names its product GRB10-interacting GYF protein 2-like. The transcript is spliced from 31 exons. Lineage: Eukaryota; Metazoa; Mollusca; Gastropoda; Planorbidae. Gene Ontology annotation, molecular function: protein binding. The record is from RefSeq and is a predicted model, not a curated record. The coding region runs from base 196 to 4131 and encodes 1311 amino acids.
GAAAGAUAACAAUCCUUUAGGCUAGAUAUAGUUUUGUCUACAUUAUAAACAUUCUCUACAUUAUCUAAGGUCUAUCGGCCAUCUUUGAUGUGAGCUGUCGUGUCGAUUCGUGUGCCCAGGUGUUUCUAUCCUAAGUUGCUACAGUUGACUGUAUUUCUCUAAAGUAAAAAAAAAGAUAUAUAUAUAUAAAUUAAAAUGGCACUUAAAUUUGGUCCACAAUGGUUAAGAGACCUCUCAGAUGGGGGAACUAACACCUCCCAACCCUCAACUCCUACUGCUAGUGUCAAGUUUAAACUGGCAGACUACCGUUAUGGAAGAGAAGAGAUGCUGGCACUAUUCAAUGAGCAUAGCACCCCUCCCGACCAAGUCCGGAAACACCUAUCCAUUUUUUCCAAAGAAAUUCAGAAACCUAUAACAAUGUUGCCUCUAACAGAAGAUGAACAGCGUCUUAUCUCACAAGGUUUUAACAGUACUGUGGUACUCCGAGCUGCUAGUCGAGGUUCUGGACCACCAAUUCGUUCAAGCAGAGGUGGAGGAACUUCUGACCGUGGUAGAGGGAGAGGACGUGGUCGGGGGGAGGGCUACAUUUCUAGAACUGAAAAUGGAGAUGUAGGCUACAGCAGGUCGACACAAGAUGGCUGGGAACAGGUGGGCAGAAAGUUUGAAAGAAGUUAUUCCCGGGGCUAUGAUGACAUAGGUCCCAAACGUGAGUAUAUUAGGUCAUCAAGUGAUAACUGGAGGGACAAGAAGUUUGAAGAUGACGAGGAGGAUGAAGAAGGUGGAACUGGCUGGAGAAACAAUCGAGAAAGAUGGGGUUCAUCUACUAGAGCCAAUUGGCGAGAAGGUCAGAGAGACAACUAUGAAAUAGACAGAAGACCAAUACACCAGAGGGGUUUUGAUCAGGAGUCCAGGGGUGUUCAAAGAGCAAACGAAAAUUACGACAAUGAAGGUGAUGUGCCAGAAUGGGUUGCAGAUGAUGUUGGUGAUGACCCAGGCACAUUUGACUCCAGUGGAGCAUUUGUUUCUACAAGACAAGGUAAAAAAUAUAUAGAAAUCAGAAGAGAGCCCCCACCCCCAGAAGACAGUGCUAAAAAUAACAAUCCAUCACAUACUCCAGAAGAAAGAACAAAAAACAGUGAGGUAUCAAAAAACAGUAGUGAGAAGUCUCCACCUGCUCCGAGCAAUAAGUCGGUGUAUGUUCCACCCAAUGCUCGUAAUGGCAAUGGGGACUCGAAUGAUUCUAAAGAAAUUCUUGGUAAACAGAAUGAUGACAAAGGGGAAACAAAUUCACACUCAGAAACACAGAUCUCAUUUACUGCUGGACAUUCGAAUAAAGGUGAUGGUGAUUCAGGGUUUGCAAUCCCCAACCCAGAACUUGUGAAAGAAACAAGGUUACCUCCCGGUCAAAACAUCCCUUACACCCCUGUUCCCCCUACACAGUCCCAGUUAGGUGACACCCCUGUUCCACAACCCCCCACUAACAGUACUAGAUUACUUGAGAUGGACAGGCUACAGCUAGAAAAGUCUUUGCAGAAUUUUGUAGCAGAAAUGACUGCAGGAGCUGAAAGAAGAGCUAAGGGUUUGAUGGAAACAUCUCUACCAGUGAACCCACCCAACAGUGAAGAUGCUAACAAAUGGUUUUAUAAAGAUCCCCAAGGAGAAGUUCAAGGUCCUUUCACAAAUGAAGAGAUGGCUCAGUGGUUUAGUGCUGGCUACUUUACGAUGAGUUUGAUAGUAAAACGAGGCUGUGAUGACUCAUACAAACCUUUAGGUGAACUUAUCAAGCGUUAUGGUAGGGUACCAUUCUUGCCAGGUCCUCCUCUACCACCUUUGAUUACUGGCAACAUGCCAGCAGAACCAACUGUCUCAUCUACACCACCAUUAGCAGUACCACCUCUGGUGCCCCCUAUGUCUGCUCCAUUGUUAGGUCAACCUCUGGUGAAUGUUGCAGAUCCUCACAUAGUCCAACAAAUGUUUCUACAGCAAGAGUUUAUCAAACAGACAUACUUAAGAAAGUUGCAGCAACUUCAGCAACUUCAAGAUCCUGAAAGUUUCAAAAAUCUGACACCAGAACAUAUUCCUAUGCAGUUGUUGAUGCAGGCCAAUCCAUUGCUAAUGCAGCACCAGUUACUUCUUCAACAGCAGCAACAAGAGCAUUCACUAGCUACAGCAGCAGCCUUUUCUGGAGAUGACAGCCCCGCAGUCUUCCCUCACAGUUCAUCACUAAACUCUUCAACAGCAAACACAAUAGCUCCAAGUAACAUUGAAAAUGAACCAGCAUGGCCUUCUAGUAUGUCUCAGAUUAUACCAGGUAUUUGGCCAAUACAACCAACACAGAUUCCAGCCCAACAACCAGCUUCCUUAUGGGACACUGAUGGGAAUAAUGUCAUACCUCCUGCAUAUUUAGCACAGAUAGAGAAAUUGAGAAGGGAUAGAGAAGAAGAAAGGUUAAAAGAAGAAGAAAAAGCAAGAGAAGAGGAACUACAGAGAAAAAAAGAAGAAUUAUUAAGACAACAGGAAGAAUUAGAGAGACAGAGAGAACAGAUGAGAAGAGAAAAAGAAGAACUAGAAAGACAAAAACAAAUAGAGAUACAGAAAAUUGAAGAAGCUCGUCGACAGGAAGAAGAAAAGAUUAAAUUAGAAAUAGAGAGACAAAACAGAGAAAAGGAAGAAGAAGAAAGACGUCUCCAUGAAAUGGCCAAGAGACAACUGGAGGCUGAACGAAAAAGGGAGAAGGAACUUGAGAAACAGGAAAAGAAAAGAAGGAAAGAAGAAGAGAAAAGAUUAGAAGAAGAGAGAAAGAGAUCUGCUUUGGCUGCAGAGAAAAUUGUUGCUCAGUAUGAGCAAAUUAAAGAAUCUAGGAAAAAAGCAGAAGAAGAAGCAAAGAGACAACAGCAAGAACUGGAGAGGCUUCAAAGAGAAGAAAGACUGCAGAGAGAAACUGCAGAGAAGGAAAGGUUACUUUUAGAGGCACAGAGAAAGCAGAAUGAAGCUUUAAGACAACAAGAAUUGAAAAAAUUACAGCAACAAAAAGAUCAGCUGGCCAACAUACAGUUACCAGCGUCCACCAAAUGGGCAGCUGUUCAACAAACUUCCCCCAUGUAUCCAACACAAUCUAAAUCCCUCACAGAAAUACAAGAAGAAGCUAGACAGGAGGAGGAAAGACUUCGGGAGCAACAGAUCCAGAUGCAAAGAAUACAAGAGCAAUUUUCAGCCAACCAAAGUCAACAACAAACUCAGAAGUCUUGGGCUACAUCAAGUAGCCAAGCUUUGCCUGUCAAAGGUUUAUCUUUGCUGCAUAUUCAACAACAGGAAGCAGAAAAAGCCAAAAAAUCUGAGAAAGAAAAAACUAAUAAUAAUGCCUAUACAGCUAAGGUAGCCCAAUCUAUUCCUCCCACAUGGACAGGUUCUACUGGUACUUGGACAUCUAGUCAACCUGUCUGGAACACUGCUCUUUCUAACACUGCUGGCUUCUGGGAUUCUGUGACUGCUCCAGCUGUCAAGAAAACAACUGCUAAAGAAAGUGGUGAGUUCCCAGCCUUGAAAACUGCUCCAGUCCAGCAGUUGAAGAAAACCAAUAUGAAGGAAGUGAAGGCCACCAAUGUCAAGGCACCAGUGACCAAGUUCAAGAAGGAGGAGGAGACUGUACAGAAGCUCUUUCAACACAGGCAGCAGGAUGAUUUUAGUCAGUGGGUAACAGAACGUGUUGUUCAGUUCUCAGUUUCUAUUGAUGUUCCCACAUUUGUGUCUUUCAUUGUUGAGGUGGAGAGCCCUGAUGAGGUUCAAGACUACAUCAAAACAUAUUUAGGUGAUAAUAAGGAGUCCAGAGAGUUUGCCAAGAAGUUUGUGGACAAGAGAAACAAGUUCCGCAACCAAGCAAGAUUGGUUAGGCAGCAAGAGGAGGACAGUAUCUGGGGCCCUGCACCAGCUAUCAAUCCUCACAACCAGAUCAGAGGCAGCGGCAACCCAAACAACAUCAACACAGAGGGCAGAGAAAGCACCACAAGCAAAGCCAAGAACCGGAAAAAAAAACAGAAGAUGCAGAAGCUGGAUGGUAGCAAGCUGGGCUUUACAGUGCAGGCUGACCCCAACCGCAAGAACGCUGCCGGGGAAUUUGAAGUUAUUGAAUGACCUACUUAACAUGGUCAUAAAAAGAAAAAAAAAGCUAUGUGAUACUUUAGGACCAGAUCUUCUAAUGAUAUUCUGAUGUUGAGGAGGGCUUUUUUUUUGUCAUUGUUUUUUUUUUUUUUCUCUUUUAAAAAUAUUUGCUUUUAAAUUCAUCUGCCAUGCUGUAAGAUUGUUUUAAGGGGAAGUCAAUCUGUUCUAUAGUUGAUUUUAAUACUCUGCAGUCUUGAGUUUAUGCAAAUAAAUCUGUCCCCCCCUAACUCCCAGUGAUUUUAAACUGAGCUGAUAGACUGACAAUGUUUACAUCUAGUGUUUAGUUCCACUUUGACUUGACCAGUGUGCCAAUGGAAUCCAUUAAAUGAGGUGAUGUAAUACUACA